Messenger RNA from Malaclemys terrapin pileata, 15071 nucleotides. RefSeq names its product cardiomyopathy-associated protein 5-like. Lineage: Eukaryota; Metazoa; Chordata; Testudines; Emydidae. The transcript is spliced from 13 exons. The record is from RefSeq and is a predicted model, not a curated record. The coding region runs from base 22 to 7290 and encodes 2422 amino acids. Gene Ontology annotation, molecular function: protein binding.
CUCAGCAAAGGCUUGAACUGAAUGGAGGGUUACUCUGGCUCUGAGUGCGACAGAGUGUCUGAGAUUUCCUCUAUAGAGGAUGAAGUCCCCGAAGGGUUGGUGGAGCCCCAAGAAGUGGCGGAGCUGACUAACAGUUUAAAGGACAUUAUCCAGAAUGAAGAUGUGAAACCCAAGCUACAAUGCAUCAUGUCCGACCCUUCCUUUUCUAUGGUAACAGUUCAAAGUGAAGAUAGUGGAAUAACAUGGGAAACCAGCUCAAGCAGAUGUUCCACUCCUUGGGCCUCAGAAGCAAGUGCUACUUCUGAUCUUUGUAGUGUUGAAAGCUCAUCUGUAGAUUCUCCCCCAGGGAAAGUUAUCUUUCUCAUGGAUGAAGGUAAGACUGUCCGGAAAAGAAUGUGUAAAUCAUCAGAUAGGACAUCAGAUUUGAAGGGAGGCCAGUGUAGCAAAAAGAGUGACUUGUCUGGAACGAAGAUGCAAGAAUUAAGAGAUGCUCCCGCAAAAGUGCAGGAUGCGAAGUUAAAUGCUGCUGAACUGGAAGCACAAGCUAUGGAUGCAGAAACUUCAAAAGAUAAAGAGGAUUUGCUAGACAUUACAGGGGAAUCAGUGUCACAUGCUCCAAUUGCCUCAAAGUCCAUGGGUAAAGAAAAUAAACUGAAAAAAGGAAGGCCAGCCCUUAAUGGAGCUGUAAGAGCUAAAAUCCAGAAGUUCAGUUCAAUUUCAGAAGAAGAAACGCCAACAUUUUUCCAAAAGAAGAGUAGUAAAGAUCCAGCUACGCCAUCAGAUAUAAAAAGGAAGCAGAAACAACAGCACAAAGGAUUCCUAAAUCAAAGCCCUUCCUCGCCUUCUUUGGUGCAUCUUGAAAAGGAUUGCACUGAUGGGGAUGAUGGUUCACUUCAUAAUAUAAAACAUGUCAAAACGAAUAUUGAAUCUAGCAGUUUUUCAAAUGCGGGUGUAACAGUUCCUCUUGAUCAAGAAGAGAGAAAAGAGACACGGUCUUCUCCAGCUGAGACUCUACAUGAGACAUCAGAACAGUCACUGUCUUUUUCACCAUACCUUACUGAGGAAGAAGAGAAGCAGGAAAUCCACACAAGUUCACCCAUGCCCUUGAUAUCAAUAUCAGAAUGGUCAAUAUCCGAGCCAUCAGAUCUUAUGGAUAUAGCAGAGAAAGAAGAAAUACAGCCCUUUCCUCCUGAGACUGCAAAUGUAAUCUCAGAACAGUCACUGUCCAUUACCCCAUCUCUUAUUGAUGAAGGAGAGAACCAGGAAAUUCAGCCUAAUUCAUUUUUGACCACAAAGACCAUUUCAACAGAUUGUAUUAAUGAACCAGAGGGGCAAGAAACUCAACCAUAUGUGUCUCUAUCUACAGAAUCUGUCUCUGAAUGUUCUAGUUCAUCACAUACUGCCAAGGAAACAGAGAAACAAGAAAUUCAGUUUUAUUCACCUGUGACUACACAGUUGGAGCCUGAACAUUCAGUUUUAUCUGAAAUAAAAAAGCGUGAUUUUAAACCUUAUCCAUCUAUAACUACACAAUCCGAAUGUGAACAUCCAGAUUUAUCAUAUUCCAUCGAGGAAGCAGAAAAGCAAGAAAUUCAUCCUUAUUCGCCUGUAACUGCACAACUGGAAUCUGAACAACUAGAUAUAUCAUAUUCUACUUGUGAAACAGAGAAACAAGAGAGAGAGCAAUUGGAGUCUGAACAUUCAGACCAGCAAGAUAUCCAGCCCAACACUCCCAUAACUGCUCAGUCAGAGUCUGAACAUUCAGAUCUAUUCUAUUCCAUUGAAGAAGCAGAAGAGCAUGAGUCUUAUUCACCUGCAGUUGAACAACUGGAGUUUGAAAAUGUAGAUUUAUCAUAUCCUGUUGAUGAAACAGAAACACAAGGAAGUCAGUAUUAUUCACAAGUAACUGCAGAACCGGAGUCUGAGCUUUCAGAUUUGUCAUAUUCCAUUGAUGAAGCAGAGAAACAAGCUGCACAAUUGGAGUGUGAACAUCGAAUUUUAUCAGAUUCCAUUGAAGAAGCAGAGAAUGAAGAAAUUCAGCCAUAUUUACUUGUACCCACACAAUUCGAGUCUGAACAUCUAGUUUUAUCUGAAACAGGGAGUGAAGAAAUUGAGCAUUAUUCACCCACAACUCCACAAUUGGAAUCUGGUCAUUUAAUUUUAUCAUAUCCUAUUGGAGAUACAGAAACCCGAGAAAGUCAAUGUUAUUCACAUAUACCUGCAGGACUGGAGCCUGAACAUUCACUUUCGUAUUAUUCAGCGGAUGAAGUAAUUCCCCAAGAAAUUCAAUCUUCUUCACCUGUAACUGCACAAUCUAUGCCUAAACAUUUAGUUUUGUCACAUUCUAUUGAUGAUGAAGAGAAGAAAGACAUUCAGCCAUAUAGACCCAAGCCUGCAAAAUCAAAGUGUCACUCUUUACUUUCAUCAUAUGACACUGAUGAAGCAGAGAUGCGAGAAAUUCAGCUACAUUCACCUAAAAUAGAAAACUUGAUGUCUGAACAGUUAGGCACUAUGUCACUAAUGCAUACUGAUGACAGAGAUGGGCAAGAACUUCAAGCUUAUUCACUGGGCACAGAAUACUUGCUGUCAGCACAGUUAACAGCUCCUUCUCCCAUCUUCAUUGCUGAAAGUGAUAAGCAAGAAAUACAACCUGAUGCACAUGAAGUGCCAGACUUGGUUUCAGAAGUGUUGAACUUUUCAGCUGGUUCCAUUAAUGAAGAAGAGAAGCAUGAUAUUGAUUCUUCUUUGCCUGACAUACAAUAUACUUCAUCUGAACAAUCAAUGGCUGUUUCAUCAGACUUUAUUGAUGAAACCGGGAUGCAAGAAAAUCAGUCUUAUUCAGCUGAAACAGACAGUGACCCAUCAACACAGUUAAAAACCACCUUGGAUAGGCCUUUUAAUGAUUCAGAGAAACUAGAAAUUCAAGCUUAUGCUUUUGAGGAAACUGCUUUAUUGUCAGAAGAGUCAAAAACUGGCUCAGCGGAUCCUACAAAUAAUAACGAAGCAGACAAGCAAGAAAUUCAGUCUUUUCCAAAUGAAGCUAAAUGCUUUGAAUCAAAACAAUUUCCAGGUAGACUUCAGACAGCACGAACAGCCCAAAGUGCUAAUGAGAAUAAAUCAGACAUGACAAUGGUAUCUGAUUUUGUUUCAAAUGAAGCUUCCCGUAAUCUCCUAUCAGAGCCCAUUAAUGAAAGCCACACACAUAAUUUAUACUCCUCACUACCAGGUAAUCCAGUCUCAGAUAAAAAUGUAAAUAAUGUAACAGUAACUAGCAUUGGAAACCUUUCAACAGCAGAAGAAAUACAGCAUUUUUCAAAUGUAGAAGCAGGGUCAAAAGAGCCUGAACAUUAUCUACCAAGAGAAGAGAAAUUAACAGAACGUGUGAACUCUGCAGAAGAAUCCAAAUAUACUGCAGAACCUGAUGAACAAAAAGAUAUGUUUAAUAUAAUUUCAGAAGGCUAUGAGAUAUUGAAUAUUCAUGCUGUCCCACUCAUUUCUUCAGUGGACGAAGAAGAAAGCAAACACAUGCCAGAUAAACUAGAAUACUUAGAAACAAAUACCCUCAUUAAAACAAAACCGUUUGAAUGUGGUGACCAUGAAGCGUCAGCAUAUGGAACAGCUAGAGAAAUUUCAGAAAACUCAGUGGCAGAUGACACGGGAGUUAAAGAUAUGGAACAAAAAGAAUUGGUUGAAGAAGUAGAUGCUCAGGAAAUUGUAGAAACAGAGGAGGAAAUUUCCACUGUGUCAGAAAAUAAAAGUGGCGAAGUUUUGAAUCCUAAUGAGAGUACCAUUGAGAUGGAUUAUUUUGAAAAGUAUACUUUGAUUGAUGACAAAUCCCCCACUGAACUAUCUGUUCAGGGGCUAUCUCCCUUUGAUGCUGUAAUGGCAAACCCUAAGAAACAUACAGAAGAAACCAUCUCUUCAACUGGAAGUUCUGAUGUUAAUACCUUGGAAGAUGAAUUUACUUUACUAGAUAAUGACUUAGAUGAAGCCUUUUAUGGAAUGAUAGAACAAGAAAGCACGAUGCAGUCUCAUGUAGAUACUCAGAAAUUUUUGACUAUGCAAAAAUCAAUUGACUGUAGUAAAAAAGUGAUAAAUAUAGAAGAUGAACAGAAGUUAGCAGGCACACCCUUAUUUGAUACAGAAGAAGGAGUGUUAGAACGAUCCAUGUUGUUUCCCACAUCAGUCAGCGCGAUUAACCCAGAACUUCUAGAGGAGCCACCUGCACUGGCAUUUUUAUACAAGGACCUCUAUGCAGAAGCAGUGGGAGAAAAUGCAAAAGGUGAAAAUGAGCCUCCUUCUGAUGAAGAGAGUGGGAAUUCUGAUGCAUCUUUUCCUAGAAAUUCUGACACAGACGAUGAAACUGGAAUAUAUUUUGAAAAAUACAUUCUUAAAGAUGAUAUUCCUUGCAACGUGGCUGGGUCUCAAAAAGAUGAAGCUUCAAAAGCUCAGUCUGUUAAUAAAGACCCGUCAGGCCAAUUGAGGGUUUCAGGAGACAAACAUAAGGAUUUUUAUGAGGUAAUUGAAAAGGAGCAGCAAUCUGUUCAUAUUUUAUCUGAAGAAUCCACCAAAACCCAGGUCUUGUCAGAAGGGGAAAUUGUGGAGGGAGAAACAAUCCCAUUUAUUAGUGAUAUUAAAGUAACAAUUUGUCAACCAACUCAGGCAGUUCCUUUUGGAAGCAAGCUUAAUGUUUCAGAUGCAAGAAAUGAUCCCUCUAGUCAAAGAGAGGAAGAAAAUGCACCUGCAGCAACACACCAGGAAUUGUCAGAGCAAAUGAGUCAUGAAGAGUCCAGUCAAGUACUAGAUUCUGAGGUAACUGCCAAUCAAAAAGAAGCAUCUGUGCAAGAUAAAUCAAAGACAGUAACUCCUCGAACAGAUGAGCGGAAAGAACAACAUGAAAUAGCAGCAGUUAAUAAAAUGGAUAAUUACGUGCCUCAUGGAAGAACACCUGUUGAUGAAAGUGAAAGCAAUCAAUAUGUUCGUACUUCUCAGCAACCAGAGCAAUUAAUUUCAUAUUUGGAUAAUCACCUUCGACCCAUGACAAAAGAGGCAUAUGAUUUAGACCAUGAUCGUUUUGAAAGUGUGAUCAACAGGGAAAAAUAUCUAUUGGAUACAGGUGAGCAGACAAAUGAAAAAAGAGUCAGAGAAAAUAUUGCCAACGAUAUAGCAAAGCAUAUCCUAGAAGUAGCUAAGACUGGCCUUCCAGAACCUGGAGUAAAGUUUGAUAAGGCAUCAGGUGAUUUAGACUUACAGCCCUUUAGACUUGAUUUUGAUAACCUUCCAUCAGAUUCAACAAGAGAGGAGCAGUGCUUGGAGACUGAUGAACAUCUUGCUGAGUCAAUGGAUUAUAAAGUGAUUACCCAAGAAGAACUUUUGCAAGAUGAAAUAUCCUCUGAAUUGGCACAUGAAGAUUUAUUGUUUGAAGACAGGGAAUCGUUUGAGCCGAUUAGCCAUAGUUAUGAAUCUGUAAAUGAGGCAGAGCAAGACACACCCAUUGAACAUGAGGAUUCAGGCUUUGUGAUGAUGAAUUCUGAAAAAUCAUCACUCGACAUAUCUGAAAGUGAGAGUCAACAAAAAGAAAUUAAGAAGGUCCAUGUUGAUACUUAUUGCUGCCAGUGCAGGUGCCCAAUUUCUGCUAUUGACAAGCUUUUUGGGGAGCAUGAAGGCCAUGAUGUGACAACACUGGACACUGCUGUAAUGGAUAUGAAGGAUCAAUUAGAUGAAUUUCUAAGAGAGUUACAGCAAAAGUCAGUGAAGUUUGAGGAGUUGGUUAGUGAAAUAGAAUCCCUGUUUAAUUCUGUUGAGGAAAACAGUAAGAAAAAUGAGCAGUUUUUAGAAGACCAAAAUGAAGAGAUGGUUAAGACAGUGAUAGCCCACUAUGAUGAGAUGUCCCAGAACUUUGAGGAGGUGAAGAAGAUGAAAAUGGAAUACUUGUAUGAACAGAUGGUUAACUUUCAGCAAAGUAUUGUUACGGCGAAGGAAACCUUAGAGACAACUGUAACAGAAACUGAAGAACUUGAUUAUGUUGUUUUCCUAAAUUUAUCUAAAGAAAUGAAUAAAAGGUUACUUUCUGCAAUGGAUAAAUCUCUCUCAUUAGAAAAAAUGCCCAGUGCAUUUUCACUUUUUGACCAUUAUGCAGACGGUUCAGUGAGAAGUGAUCAGAAUACCUUAAAAUGUGUCGCUGUUCCACAGACUCCAAAAUUGCUACCUCAGGAACCAAACUCUGCUACAAGCACAUCAAUUGCAAUCUAUUGGACUGUGAGUGAAGGAGACGUCAUUGAUUGCUUCCAGGUGUAUUGCAUGGAGGAACCUCAACCAAACAAAGAUCAAAGUGCCUUGGUAGAAGAAUACAGAGUUACAGUGAAGGAGAGUUACUGCAUUUUGGAAGACCUGGAGCCGGAUCGCUAUUAUGGUGUGUGGGUCAUGGCUGUGAACUACACAGGAUGUAGCUUACCAAGUCACAAAUCCACUUUCAGAACUGCACCCUCUACCCCCUUACUAAAGGCAGAAGACUGUACUGUGUGUUGGGACACUGCCAUCAUCCGAUGGAGCACAGCCAACUCAGAAGCAACAAAGUCUUUCACACUGGAGUACUGCAGACAGUACUCUCCUGAAGGAGAGGGUCUCAGAUCUUUUGCUGGAAUAAAAAAGCCUGAACUGCAAGUUAAUCUGCAGCCCAAUGUGAAUUAUUUCUUCUAUGUGAGAGCUGCCAACUCAUCUGGGACAAGUGAGCAGAGUGAAGCUGCCCUCAUCUCAACGAAAGGAACUAGAUUUCAUGUGAUGAGUGACACAGCUCAUCCUGCUUUGCAAGUGUCGUCCGAUGGAACUAUGAUAUGCCUUCCUGAGAGAACUAAAUUCACUGGAAUUCCAUCUGUCCUGGGUGAGCUGCUGCCAGCUCGUGGUCGGCAUUAUUGGGAAACCACCGUCACUGGCUGCAAAGGCUACCGGAUUGGAAUCUGCUGUAACUCUACACCACAAGGCAGCAUCCUGGGGCAGGAUGAUACUUCUUGGUGCAUAUGUUGUUGUUCUACACAAACAAGUUUCAUUUAUAAAUUCUUCCACCAUGGUGUAAUGAGUGAUGUUUACAUGACGGAGCAGCCAGCCAGGGUCGGCAUUCUGCUGGAUUAUAAUGCUGGGAGACUUUCAUUCUUCAAUGCAGAGAGAGGACUAGCUCUGUUCACCAUCAGGCACAAAUUUACCAAUGCUGCUCACCCUGCCUUUGUUCUGGAGAAAGCUGGCGUACUUAACCUGCACACAGGAAUGGAGCUGCCAGAGUUUGUGAAACACAGCUAAUCUCUUGCUUUCAAACCACCCGGAAGACAAACCAUUAUAAUUUUUGGGGGGGCGGGGAGAGGGUAUCUAUUUUUCUCUUAGCGAAUGUUACCCACACCAUUCUCCCGCACAUCAACACUAAUUGUAAUUAUACAAAUAGCACUCUGUGCAUAGAGAGGAUAAUAGGCUCCCUCCCACUUAGUAUGUAUCUUGUGGUAUAUAUUGAGUUAUUCUCUAAAGGAAAAAGGUGUAUAUUAGAACCAAGCACUGGGAGGGGGGAAGAUAAAUUCAGGAACAGGAACUGCAGUCUUUACUACGAUAAAAAAUAAUUACAAUAUUAGCUGAAUUUUUUUACGUUUGAUGAUGAUCUUGUAUAUGAGAUAAGUACUUCUAUCUUUGAGCUUUAGAAAUCUGCAUUUCUACAAAAAUAAAUGGGCAGAGAAAAUAAGAUCAAAGGGGCAACAUUUUCAAGCCAGCCCCAAACUAGCCUCCAACAUUGCUCACACAAAUUUUGAAUCCAUAGACUCAAUAUUUCCCAUCCAUAUUGUUCAGACAGUCACAGUUAUCUGAUUUGUGUGCACAAAUGCCACUUGAAAUGUGAAUAGAUGUUCAGCAAAAAUAUGCAUGUGCAAUUUUGGAGUCCAAAGUGUUGCCUGCGUUUCUGGCCCUAAAAUUACUGCCUGGAUGGCUUAAAGAAUAGAUAGGGUCCUAUCGCCUGCGACUCUGGAGUAAAAUUGUCAUCAACCUUCCUGUGAAUUGUCCCUUUUUCAUCUCUGACAUAAUUGCUGUUGCCUUUGAUCUUACCUUACCCAGUUUCACACUUAAGUAUAGAACUACCCAUAGAUGAUCUCCUUGCCUCUGCUCUACUCUGUCUUUUUGUCCCAUUUGAGCUUUGUCUACACUAGCAUUGGACCCUAGUUAGCAAGCUGCAAUGCUUGGGGGCUAUUGUGAUGGGUUCACUAGACAUUGCUAGAUAAGAAGACAAAGAUGGCAUCGGAAUAUGAUUAAACAUUUGCCAGCAGAUCUAUAUUCUGGUAUUAACCUGGCCAGUGUUAGAUAGAACUGUAUUUCAAAGCACUUUACAAAUCAGUGCUAUGGGCCCUUCCUCUCCCGGCCAGAUUCAUUGGUGGUGGUGCCAAUGAAGCCCUGUGACCCCCUUUGGUGUGUAUUGACCCUAAGGGAUGGCAGGCAAUGUGAUGCAUACUGCCCAUCCUUGUGGUUCCCUACUGGGCUCACUUCUCAUCUCAAUUAAUCCCUGGUACCCUCUGAAGUAAGUGGAGUUUCACAUGUCUAACUGAGAGGAGUUGCUGUUGAAAAUAGUUUUUUAAUUAAUUACAAUUUAGGUUUCUGCUUGUCAAGAUCACAGUUGGUGUCCAAUCUGCAGUCUAUUUUAUUUAUGUUUUAUUUUAGCAGCACCUAAAAGUGCACUAGAGGCUUCACAAAGCAAUAGUAAGACAUGUUCCAUGUCCCAUAGGGUUUACGCUCUGAUUUUGGUGCAGUGACAGGUGUAACAAAUACCCAGGGACAGACAAGGUGGGAAUGACAAGAUCACACAGUCAUUUAGUUUAAGCCUGUGCACAUCUUGAUGAGUCAAUUAAAAGUGCUUUUUUGCUUUAGAAAAUUAUUCCUGGCUCACUGGGAGCAUCCUGGAAGGAGUGCAUCCUAAGGAGUCCUUUGAAUUGAGAGGGAUUCAGCUGGCUUGUUGGCUUGGGAGAGGGGAGAGGAUUCCAUGUGUGUGCAGGGGACGAUAUGGAAAAAGCCUCAGGAUGAUUGGAAAAGUAAGACACAAAGGGGGCACUGAAGGUGGUGAUAUUAUCAGAGCUGAAGGGGCUGGGGGAGGUGGAAAGCAGAAAAAUAGAAUAGAGGGAGAGAGGCUAAGAGGCUAGGUCAGAGGUGCAGGCUGUGUGCAUUCCUGGAGCUCCCAGAUAGCCAAUGAUUUCACUGGAGAUUUGAGUGCAGAAACAAUACAGGGUUGAGCUUUUAAUAGCUAAAUUCAGAAAAUAUUUAUGAAAAUGAAACUAAAUCUGCAAAUCCCAGUUUUCCAGUUAUUUUAUCUGCAAUGUCCUCUACUACUUGUCAUCGCUGCAUCCUUGCAGGCAGCUGUGUCCCACGAGCCAAGGUUAGCUUCACUCAUCAGCAAUGCCAUGAUGUAUUGCAGGGUGGACAAAUCAGGGUUAAGGAGAGCAAGAAUGGCAAAGAAAACCAAAAACACGUUUUGUGACAAACUAGACUCUUUCAGGCAAUAUUUACAAAUGGCAAAACAAAGCCUUGUUUAUAACCAUUCAUUGUUGUGCAGGUAGCAUUAUAAUAGUCCUUCUAGAUCAAAGGCUUUUUCAAAACGGUUCCAAUUAUACAAAUACAGGAUCUCUGUCUGUUUUGAAGGACUACCUGAUAGGCUUCCCAGAUGUACUGUACAAUUCCAGUUAUCCAAAUUCCCUUCAUCCAAAAAUCCUAGUCAUCCAAAUCCAGUGUGUCCCCCAUGUAGUCCUAUGUUCAAAAUAGCACUUCCAUUUAGCUGAACACUUGGUUAUCCAAAAUGUUCAGAUGUCCCCCAGGCCGUUUAGCUAAAUGGGAGGGUACAGUAUUUUUAUAUUUACAUUUUUAAGCUUCAGUUUUGACCUUGGAUGCAUAUGUGCAUAGCACCAAAAAGUGGAAUGUGUUUACAGGACUACAAGUAAGCUGUGUCCAAAAUUUAGAUUUCAGAAGGAUUUUGCCAUUUGCCUACUGCAAAAGCUAGACCUGUCAAACGUAAGAAGUGGUGGUUGUGGGUUGAUCCUAAGCAGUAUACCAGUAUAUCUCUACGCUUUUGUUAUUUGCAUACUUCUGUCUGAAAACAGAAGAUCUGGAGCAUUUUUCAUUAGUAAUAUAUUCCAAAUAACUCUGGAAAUAUCCAAGACAGAUGAACUGGUCGGAUACAAAAUAAAUAUAGAGCUGUCUGCCCACCUGUGACUUUACACCUCUUCAAAGCAAAUUAGCGAAACAAAUGCAAAAUCCAGCAUGCAACACAUCAUAUGAAGCUGUGAUUCUCCCUGGUAGAUUUUGGGCCAGAAUCUGUUUCAGUUAAAUCCAUGUGCAUGAUAGCAGAAUUUAGCCCUCUGGAUUCAUAAAUUUAAGUAAGGGUUCUACUCAUCCACAUACAGGAUGAAAUCUCAACUUAAUUGUCGUGAAUGGCAAAAUUCCCAUAGGCUUCAGUGUGGCCAGGAUUUCUCAAACAGUCUAUAUGUUUUCUGUGAAGUAUGUGGAUAAUCUUAAUUUAACCAAUAAUUCAAGAAUAAUGCAGUACAGAUUACUAAAAUAUGUGGACAAUGUCUAUUUAAUUGACCUGUUUCAAUAUACCAUGUGUGAGAGAACACAAUAGAACAUUGAAUGCUGGUAGGAAAAGGAUAAAUAUAUUUAAAUGGUGAAAAGCAUGUUGAUUAAAAACAAUUAGUUCUUGGGUUAUAUACAUUUUUGUUUGCAGCUGUCAGGAACUGUCUAUAAGAAAUGAGGAGAAAGUUGUAUAUAUUUGUUGCCCACUCUGAUGUUGGAUACUUUUGUUUUUUGAGCUGUCAGUGUUUAUUUCUUGCAUAAUGCCAGUCUCAAUUACUAAUCUGGUCCACAUUAAUUAAUAUUGAAUGAACAAAGCUUGGAAGCUCAUCCUCGCUUGGACAGCCAGAACAAAGCACAUGGUAAAUAAAAUGCAUUACCCAAGACUUGUAAGCAUACAUAUUGGUUAGAGAUUUACCAAAUUUACGAGAAGUACAGAUGUUGAAAUCCCACAAUAUGAUCUGCCAAAACACAGCAGUAUGGAGUGUAAACUCUGCUGCCCUUAAGAACCUAGAGAUGCAGUUAUGGUGCUUUUUGUAUUUGCUUUUGUGACUACAGGGCAGAGAUGAGCUCCUAGAAUUUAUUUACCAGAAUGUGCUUCUAGUGUAAAUUUGAAUAUAAAAUAUAGUCACUCUUGCUUUUCACUAUGAAGUGUAUUGAAUCAAGAUGUUGGGGCUUGUUACACCCAUUUUUCUGGCUACUGUGAUUAAUAGCUACCUAUGCAAAAACAAGAUCCAAGUAAAUAUAUUGCUAAUGUUCUUGAGGAUGUUUUUGUUUAAUGAUACAUUAUAGCUGUGUGAAUUAUUUUUUAUGCAUAGGCUGCUAGCUCAGCUGGUAGUGGCUGAGACAUUUUCCCAAAAGCUAAUGAGUUUAUGCAAUAUGUGUACACAGUCUGUUCAUCAUUCCAUGCUUAUCAUUGCACAGGUGCGCUUCAGAGUCAAGACAAUGCAACAGUAAGAAACUAAGGAUGCUCGAAAUACCCUGAAGUGUGUUUUUAUCCUGAGGCAUGGGGAUUUGCACUUGCAGCUGUUGUUAGCAUUAAUUAAUAUUUGGCCUGAUCCAAAGCCCACUGAAUGCACUGGAAAGAGUCCCGUUAGCUUCACUGGGCUUGGAUUAGGUCCAUAAAUCCUUGUGCUCGGAGGUAAGAAUAUAUGCCUGACUAUAAGAGAUGAUCAUUAAUUUCUACUGUCAAAAACAAAUCUCGCUUAGGCCUUUCUAUUCCAGAAAAAAAGCUAAAUGCUUCAUUUCAAUGCCAGCUUGUAAUAGUAUAUAUCAAAUAGAACUUGCUUUUACGAGUGCACUGCAGAGCAUAUGGGGGCGGGGGUGUCUAUGAGUAAUAAUUUCCUCUUCUGUUGCAGUCAGUACUUUUUUUUUUAAGGGAAACAUCACUUACGUUUAAAUUUCUUUGUACCAAAGAUGGUCUAGAGAGACCUUAUUUUGAAGAUAUGUAAUGGAAGAAAGAAAAAAAAAUUACACUAUGGAUUAUGUAUCAGAGGCGUAGCCCUGUUAGUCUGGAUCUGUAAAAAGUGACAGAGUCCUGUGGCACUUUAUGGACUAACAGACGUAUUGGAGCAUAAGCUUUCGUGGGUGAUGCAACUAUGGAUUAUGGAAUUUGAUUAUGGUACCAAUCACCACGCCUAAUUUAAAGUAUGACAUGUAGGUGCUAAAUCCCCAUUACAGUGAUGUUUUCUUUGGUAUAUGAGUGAGCUACACAUUCUUAUUGCCACUGUAGGGUUGGGUUGUUUUUUUUAAUAGCAUAUAAAGACUAAAGUGAAGUUAGAUUCAUUUGGAAUUUCUCUCUUCCAAAAUCAUUCACAAACUGGGGCUUCAGAUAGGUUGAGGGUUAAUUUGGAUUUUGAAAAUAGCAAUACAUGUUAUAGCAUCACUAAUCUGCGUAAAGUCAUUCAUAUUUAACAAACAAGGAAUUCAUAAUUAACAAGAAGCUAGAUCCUAUCAGAUUAUUUACCUAACCCUCCAGGAAAAGUAAAGCCCCUAUUCUGCCUUCAACAGUGUGUUGUGCAAAUGAGUUCAAAGUUCAUUGUAACAAACAGAGAUAUUUCUGCUUAUGUUCUGCAAUCCAGAGGGUAGUGUUCUCUGGUCACGGACCACAUCUCAUUGCAGUUCCUCAUGAGGCACAACACUUGGGGAAUGGAGCAGAGAUUCCCCCCAAACAGAAGAAUUGUCCCAAUUAUAAUUAAGUCAUCAAGUGAAAAAUGUAUAGUUUAAAGUAUUGUUCUAUUCUGAAAAAUGACUUUGUAUAAAUGGCACCUUCUUACACAGCAUGUACGUUGCCUGACUGUAUUCAGAGAUGCAUCUGCUCAUUUUACUGACAAAAAUACAUGUUCACUUAUUUUAGUUUAUUGCGGCUAACCCUGCAGAAUCAAUGCUGUUAAUGAUGAGUGAUGUUAAUACCUGGAGUCUAUUACAUAUUAUGCAUCAACAGAUGUGUUAGCUAAAUUCCAAUCAAUUCUAAAUUCCAAUUCCAACCUUUACAAAUCCACUUAAGACCAGGGGAUUGCACAGAUAUAACUAGGGGCAUAAUAUGCCUUGCAGAAUCUUUAUUUCAGGUGAUAAGGCACAAGAAGGAGUGAACCCAGUAUGACUUUCAGAGUCUAAUCUGAGUUUGCAGGCCUGACCAUGAGAAAAAUCAUCUUUCUGCUUGUAAGUCAAGUACAUAUUACAUAUUCCAGUCCUGCGAGGUGCUAAAAUCCUCCUGAGAGGUGCUUAGCAGACUUGGAUCAUGGGACAUGAUACAUAUGUCAUCCCACACACCCAUUUUCACAGAGAAACUUUUCAGAGCAGAACUGCAUCUUCAGGUAAAAUUAACUAAGGUUAUUGUAACCAUGUACUAGUUAUCUGCCUGUUUUCCCUAUGUUUCCUCAACUAGACCUAUCAAAAUUCACACUCAUAAAGCCAAGAAACCCCACUGAAAUUAUACAAAUAGUAUUAUGUAGGCCAAAACCAGAGGAAAAAAUAGUUUACAUGCAACUCCCAUAACACACACAGUUGUCUGUUAUGUACUGAUUACAUAAUAUCAAGGAAUCAUCAUGCAGUUCUUUCUUAUACAUGUAUAUUUUCUUAUCUCUAAUAUUAAUAAAAUGCCAUAUAUAAAGUUACUAUUUACAUGGAUACUUCCUAGAUUUAUCAUACUGCCAAUGCUUAAUAAAUAAAUGUUGAUUAUUUUAUCUUUAAAAAGAUGAGAUUUUCUUUCCAUUCACAUUUCCAUCUCUUGCUUUAAAAACAGUCAAAGAUUUUUCCUUGAUUCAGCUAACAGCACAUUUUCUAUAGGAGCACAAGACAUUACACAGAUGUUUGUAUAGCUGUCAUCACCAUAGUAUCAGAGCACCUUUGAGGCUUAAGUCAGGGGCAUCUUUGGGGAAAAGGAAGUAUCCGUCACAGCUGUGGGUCUGUGUCUGCAGAACAUAUUUUUAUAAAACUCCCAUUGAAGUUUCAGGACUCAGGACUGCAAGACGGGGCCCCAUAUGUUUAUUUACAAAUGACUGCAUGAGAAUCUAAACUACUCUUCCUGAAGAUAAGAGUGCACAAGUAAAUCACCAAAAAGAAGAAAAGGGCCAAAUCCCUCUUGUCUUAGUCAAGGAGGUAGUUUCAUUAAAGUAUAUGAGAGGAUUUGGCCCAUUUAGUGUCACACUUUUUGCUUCCCUUGUGCAUGCGUAACAAGCUGGACGGUUACUCUUCAUUGCUAGUUUAUAGCAUUUUUGCUGCUUUUUUAAAGAUCUCCAUUAACGGCCAAAUAAGGAAGAUGCUAAAACCCUGAGUGGUUAUAAGCACUUCUCUUUAAAGUCAGCUAUUUUUCAAAGAAAGCUAGAAUUAAUUAGUGCAACUCUCUGUUAACAAAUACAAUAUUGAUACUGAGUUAAGCAGGUUGGUUUGAUCUUCUGGAGUUUAAAAUAGUAGUGAGCUCAUCUCUUAGCAACUGACCUAAGGGCCGGCAGUUAAGCUUCUUUUAAAAUAUAGAGAUAUUAAACGGAAUUAUCUGCAUUUCAGAUUUUUAAAACUAACAAAUCUAGAAUUUUCAUUUUGUGUAGACAGUACUGUGGAAUCUCUGACACUACAUACCCAGUGGAUAGUAAUGAACCUUUUAGAAUGAAGUCUCUCUCUCAUGACUGUGGAGUAGAAAUACCUGGAUCUCUAUGUUUUAAAGGUGAUGCACAUUGUGUGGCCAAAAUUCCCCCUCUCUAAACUGCAUUGACUUCUUUUAUCUGCAGUGCAGAGGUAAUAGAGAGAAUUAAUGGUUUUAGUGUAGUGGGCUAAUGUAAAGCCGCAGAUGUGUGCUUUAAUGAGAUGUUGAUAAGGAGGCAGGUUAAAAAACAUAAGGACCACUAAAGAUGUGGAAGGGGAAGUUAGCUAGGAGGACAAAAGCAUAUGGACACUGGAAAGUUGUAAACCAAAUAAAGGCAUUUUAAGAAUUGUACUGCAAUCUUUAUUGAAUAUUACAAGUGCAGAAUAUGCCAUAUGAACCUGUAUGGUGGAUCAAA